ACAUAGUGCUGGAGAACAAAGCGACUGGAGGAGGGAGAUGGCAAAACCGCGGCAUCAGCGACCCACUGUGCAUCGCCCCCUUAUCUAGGACCGUUUGCUCGUUAAGAGGAGUUUCUGUUAUCGACAAGAUGAGCCUGUGUGACGUUUGUUCAGAUCUGCUUAAAGAUGUGGUAGCCUUGGUGCAAAGAGCUUCUGCUCAUAUUGUGCAGAGAAUACGCGAUUGUAUUGCGUCUUUGACCAGGUGCCCCUGUUUGAAGAAGGACAAAGAGAACCUGGGUAAGGAUCGUGAGCCCGUUCUUCAGAGGCAUGAAAGAGAAGCAGCACAGGAGUUUCUUCAGCACUUGGACACAGAAAGUGACCAGCCUCUCCUUAAUCAGCAAUGCCUCCAUGCCCUGAAGACGCUGUCCAUUUCGGAAAACCCCAAAUUACAACAAUCAGCUGCAAUUUACUACUUGCACAUUAGUCAGCAGGGGAUUACUCAAUUGCCCCCCAAAUUCUUGGAAUGUUACCACGCAUUAUUGCAGUCGCAUGACUUAGAAGUACAAAAAAUCACAUCCUUGUCACUUGUUAAUCUGCUCACUGAAGAGAAGGUGACAAAGGAAACAGUAGUGCAGAUGGGGCUUCUAGAGCCCAUCUUAGAGCUGCUUGGGUCUGGAGACCAAACUGUUCAGUGCAACUCCUGUGCAUGUGUGGCUAUGUUGGCAACUUCAGCCUCUAACAGGGAAGCCAUUGUGUCUAUAGGUGGAAUUUUACCACUACUAGUUCUUUGCAAAUCUUAUGAACCACGAGUGCAGCAGAAUGCCAUUGGUGCCAUACUGAAUCUCACCAGAUCUGAGACGACCAGAGAAGUCUUGUGUAAAGAAGGAGCCCUCCCGCUCCUCAUGAUUUUACUUCAGUCUCCUGAUUCUGAAAUUCAGUAUUACAGCUGUGCCGCCCUCAGCAACAUUGCCACCUGCUCUGGGCACCACAUGGCCCUGCUGCAGGUUGGGAACUGCUUUCUGCUUAAGACUUUGCUGUCCCUCAUGCUGUCCUCUGUUGAAAAGAUCUGCUGUCAGUCAUGUUGUUGCCUACGAAAUUUGUCUGUGAAUGUGCACACCCAGGAGGACAUGAUAUCCAUGGGUUGUAUUAAACAGCUGGCGGCUCUGCUCCAAAGCUCCAGUAAGGCAGUGUGGGAAUCGGCCGUCACUCUCCUCAGCGCCUUGUCACAGCAUCCCCCCAACAGGGACGAGAUUGUGAAUGAAGGAAUUCUGGAGACACUCGGAAAAUGGCUGCUGCAAAGUGACGGAAACUGCAUGAUCGUCUUCAGCCACAUCUCACUGGUCCUUAAAAACCUAAAUGACAGUAAAUAUCUUCAGGCAUUGAUUAACAGUAAGUGCGUCAACGGAAUAAUCAAGACCUUCACUUUGACUACCUGUACUGAGAAUACGGAAGAACCCCUGCUUUCUAUGACUAAAUGUUUAAAAGAACUUGCAGAAUUUGAAAUUAUAUCAUUGCAUAUUGGAGAUUUACUGGAAUCUGAACAGAUACAACAUCUCGUAAGUUUGGCUAUUCAACAGGAGAGUGCGGAGGUGGCCUUUCAUGCUGCGUGUAUCAUCCGUCAAAUGCAAGCACAUGGUCAAGUGAACCAGUUGCUGAAACGUCACACUGCCAACAUUUUAAGAUACCUGCUACAGUUUCUGCGGAGCCAAGAAAUUGGACUACAGCAGCUGGCAAUAAGCACUCUCUGUCAACUGAAAGAGGAUGCAGACUUUUCUGCGGCCAUCCAGAUGAGUCCCAUCCUGGAGCAGCUUCAUAAAGUUCAGAAGCAAACUGACAAAACACAGGAUCUGCUGAGAAUGGCCAUGCUGUCCUCAAGCAAAGGCGAUGGCGAGGAAAACAGCGAACUGUAAGCUGUGCCCUAAAUUAUGGAUGCCAUAUGAGCAAACUUCAGCAGGAAUGAGAGCCUCUUCAAGAACAUGAAAUGUCCUCAACUACUCGUCGAGCAUCAACUACGAAGUAAAAGAGGUGCACAUUAAUGUUUGUGCUUGAGGCUGAGGCUUCCACGUAGAGUAAAACGAGACUUGGAAAUCACAAGUGAAGAACCAAGGGCACUGAUUCCCUUGCAUUCUGAUCAACAGUGGAAUUCUUCAAUAUUUACAAGGACAUUCCAAAUGUAGUCAGAUGUUUCACUUUUUUGUAGUUUAUGUUUGAGCAACACUGUGAAACGGGAGACCCCAUCAUUUCACAAUUAGUAGCGGUCUUCCUCAGGGUCUGUGAUCCUCCUGACCGGCGCUCCCUCAGACUCUGUUGUUAUUUUUGAGGUGCCUUGCUCACCUCCUGUCCUCUUUCAUACUUAUCGUUUAUGAAGGUGACUCUCAGUGUGCCUCCUCCACCUUUACUCCUCCUUGUGCAUCUCACACUCACACUUCCAAGACAAACUGACCAAUCAGAUUGCUCUGAGGCACCAGGCGUGCACACACACACACACACACUUUAACAUUUUUACACAUAUUGUAGGUAUCUGUGCUAAGAUACUUUUUAAAAUACUGUUGUUCCUGCAUUUGCUUUGCUAUCA
Messenger RNA from Polypterus senegalus (gray bichir), 2554 nucleotides. RefSeq names its product vacuolar protein 8-like. The transcript has 15 exons. Lineage: Eukaryota; Metazoa; Chordata; Cladistia; Polypteriformes; Polypteridae. Gene Ontology annotation, biological process: nucleus-vacuole junction assembly. The coding region runs from base 129 to 1889 and encodes 586 amino acids. Gene Ontology annotation, molecular function: protein binding; protein-membrane adaptor activity. The record is from RefSeq and is a predicted model, not a curated record.